GAAAAAACAAAACUUAUCAAAUAAAAGAAAGCAUUGACAAGGCUUUUAUUGCUUUCAAAAAAAACAUUAAGCAUCCUAAAAGAACCUUGGUAGCAGGAUUGGCUGCCACUCAUUUAGCUGCCGGAGGAGUUGGUUAUCAGUUAGGCAAGCAUAAUUCUAAUGAUAUCUGCCAGGCUCCUUUUGCUAACCCGACAGAUUUUUUACCAUUAACUUCUGAUUUAUCUAAAUGUAAGGAUGAAAAUGACCUAAAUAUUCAAGUCAUUAAUAGACUUUAUCAAACUAAUCAAGAGAAAGACAAUAAAAUCUCUGAACUCCUUCUUAAAAAUAAAGAAGAAAUUUCUCAGUUAACUGCUAACUUAGAUAAAGCAGAAAAACAUAACCUACAACUAGAAAAGCAAAUUAAAGAACACUUAAGCAACAAAACUACUCAGCCCGAAACAACUAUUGUUAAUUUAGAAAAUGUUAAAAAUCAAGUUGAGAUUCAGUUACAAAAAACGCAGGCGGAUUUAACUCAAGAACAGAACGAACGUAAUACCAUCCGCACAAAUUUACCCAAGCACAAGCCAAACUUGCAACAAGCGCAGCAUGACUUAACUACCACGCAAAAUGAAUCAAAAGCCCAAGUUCAAGAAAUUAGCCAAAAAGAUCAUCACUUAAAAAACGUUGAGAAUAAACUUCCAAAACAAGACCAAGAAUUAAAUGAAGAAAAGCAAAAACGCCAACAAGCUGAGCAAGAGCGGAAUGAUUUACAAAACCAACUAAAUAAUCAUGUCUGCCCAAUUCUAGCUUCGCAUGCUUGUUCUCCUUGUGGUUUGAAUCAUUAUCAAAAUGCUAAUCAAGCCAGCGAACAAAAAGAACAACAAAUCCUCCACCAAAUCAAUCAAUCCUUAAAUUUAAACCUAAAAGAACCUAAUUUAGAACAAUUAAUCACUAAAAUUAAGGAAUUAAUUAAUAAACCUCCUGAAACUAUUUAUGCCGAAUUCUCUAAUGAUGAACUAGAAAACAAAUUAAAUCAGGCUCAAGAAACCAUUAUUAGGCUGGAAAAAGAAUUGGGAGAAAAUAAUACUCCUUUUGGAGAAAGCUUAGAAAAUAUUAAAGAGAUUGAUUUAAACCUCCUUGAAAAAGAACUUAAUAUUAAAUUAUCCCCAGAAUCUAUCCAAAAAAUAAAAGCUGCUAAUAGUUAUCAACAAUUAAGUCAAAUAAAAAGCAGUGAAAUUAAAAAACAUUUACAACAAAAUUUAAAUAAUUUAGAAGCAAUUCAGCCACGAGAAAUAUACAAUGUAUUAAACAAACCGACAAUUGAUGAUAAAAUUUACGACCAAACUUUCCAAGAAUUAAAAGAACUUGAAACAAAUUUAGAAAGCACGGAUAAGUAUGAAGAAUUAGAAAAGUUUGAGGAAAGAAUAAAAAAAAAAUUAGGACUUAAACAGAUAGAGUAUCUUUGUGAAUUGAAAAUUGAUGAAGAUGUAAGUAUUAAUCUUUCUUUAAUUCAAGAUUUGCCUAAUACAUUGCCCCAAAAUCUGGAACUUUCCCCGCCGGGAGAAACAAGAGAAAAUAUUGAAAUUCGGGGUGAAAUUUACAUGAAAAAAGCAGAAUUUCAGCGCUUAAAUGAGGGACUAAAAAAAAAAGGAUUGCCUCCUUUGGCUAAUCCGCGUAAUGCCGCAGCCGGGACUCUUCGAACUUUAAUUCCUACCCAACAAAGAAGAUUGCACUUUUUUGCUUAUCAAAUUCUCGGAACAGAUGCCAUUAAAACAUAUUUUCAAGAAAUCGAGAAACAGCGAAGUAAUCUAGAAUUUGAAAUUGAUGGAAUUGUGAUCAAGGUGGAAAUUACUCGUAGUGGAAGAGUUUCUUAUGUCGCUCAAAUUACCCAA
Molecule: messenger RNA, 1871 nt
Organism: Scutellospora calospora
Lineage: Eukaryota; Fungi; Glomeromycota; Glomeromycetes; Diversisporales; Gigasporaceae
Source: the annotation of a GenBank genome assembly